UCCGCUUUGUUUAUGAAUCAUAAAGAAGGAAAACAGGAAAUGAUCAAUGGUAAUUGAGUAAUUAAAUACUAUUCUCCCAACCCAUCUCAUAUCUUUAUGAUAUUUGGGAAGUGGAUACGUUAUGCUAUUAAACUGCCAUUAAAAGUUCAAAAACACACCUUUUUUUACUGCCCCAGUUACCAUUAUAAGAAUGUCCGGGAACGUGAACAUAUGUGAAAUAACCCCCGAGGUAAAGAACGCCUUGAAGGAAUUCAGGUUUAGAAAAGACACUGAUACUGGGGCACUUAUAUUGAAAGUGGACAGAGAAAAACAACAAAUCAUCCUCGACGAGCAACUAGACAAUACAACUAUCGAUGAUCUCCAAGAAAACUUGCCGAGCCACCAGCCCCGUUUCGUCGUUCUUUCCUAUAAGCAAGAGCACAAAGAUGGCAGGAUAUCUUACCCACUUUGUUUCAUAUUUUUUACUCCCAGAGAUAGUCAUGCCGAAUUGCAAAUGAUGUAUGCUGGCUCUAAGUUGUCUUUGCAAAAAGAGGCCGAUGUUUCUAGGGCCUAUGAGAUUAGAGAGCUUGAGGAUUUUACCGAGGAGUGGUUGCUGUCCAAACUUGGAAAUUAACCAGAUUUUAUUACUUAUGAGUCAGCAAAAUAUUUUUAAAAGUUUGUUUACACGUUUUAAUCUUUUAGCUUGACCUUAGGUUUACUUGGGAAGGGUUAUUAACUUGCCACAAGCCUACUACUACUGGUGAAUCAUUGAACUUAGUGACCUCCCAAGUGAACUUUAGGACUUAUGUAGUUUUAUUGCAACACAAAAUAAUUGGUUCCUAUUUAAAGCAGAUUUUUUUGUUCAAAAAAAUAUGUAUUAUUAUGUAGGUAAAAUGUUUAUGAACAUUGUUGCCAAUUUGUUUUAGUUAGGAAAGAUAAUUUAUAGCGGCCAUGUAGCACGUUCUUUGAAAGUUUAUUAUCAGGAAUGAUUCUCAAAAGUUGUAUUUUAUCUUUAAAAUAUCAAAUAUUUUUUAUUCUAUAUGUUUAUUCCUACAUGAUUGUAUAUAUUGGCUUUUACCUUAUCAUAAGAUUUACUCACAUGGCAACGAUUAAAAAUGCCAUUGUUGAGAAUGUGUAUUGCCAAAAACAUUCCCAAAGAAAUUCCCCCAAAAAACAUUGCAAAGACAUAAUAUACAGUAUUUGAUUUUUUUAUGUAUCUUUAUGCUGAAAAUUUUAAUAUAAUGAUUAUUCCAUAA
This is a messenger RNA of Anthonomus grandis grandis, 1235 nucleotides long. It is a transcript of the gene GMF, whose product is annotated as glia maturation factor beta. Lineage: Eukaryota; Metazoa; Arthropoda; Insecta; Coleoptera; Curculionidae. Gene Ontology annotation, cellular component: actin cortical patch. The transcript is spliced from 3 exons. The record is from RefSeq and is a predicted model, not a curated record. The coding region runs from base 191 to 613 and encodes 140 amino acids. Gene Ontology annotation, molecular function: actin binding; Arp2/3 complex binding. Gene Ontology annotation, biological process: actin filament debranching; negative regulation of Arp2/3 complex-mediated actin nucleation.